GUAUUUUUGCGGUCCUUGUCCUUUACUAGUUAGCUUCUCAUUGUAGUUCGUCGCCGGGGUUUAACGCACGGAGAUUAUAUCUGUGAAGUUUAAAAAUGUUGGGAUCAAUAAAAAUCUUUUUAUUAUUAGGAGUUAUUUAUUUAUGUAAAGCAAGCGAAGAAGAUGUUUUAGAGCUUACAGAUUCCGAUUUUGAAAGUGCGAUCGGUCAACAUGAAACCGCUUUGGUCAUGUUUUACGCACCUUGGUGUGGACAUUGUAAAAGAUUGAAACCGGAAUAUGCGGUUGCGGCCGGCAUUCUCAAGGAUGAUGAUCCGCCGGUAGCGUUGGCCAAAGUAGACUGCACGGAAGCUGGAAAGAGCACUUGUGAAAAGUUCUCCGUCUCAGGAUAUCCAACCCUUAAAAUCUUCAGGAAAGGGGAGCUGUCACAGGAGUACAAUGGUCCCAGGGAAUCUAACGGGAUUGUGAAGUACAUGAGAGCUCAAGUCGGACCAAGUUCCAAGGAAUUACUCAAUGUUGAGAGCUUCGAGAACAUGAUAUCCAAGGAUGAGGUGGUUGUUAUUGGUUUCUUUGAAAAGGAGGAUGACCUCAAGGGAGAAUUCUUGAAAACCGCUGACAAAAUGAGAGAAGAAGUUUCCUUUGCUCACUCGUCUGCUAAGGAUGUCCUCGAAAAAUCUGGAUACAAGAACAAUGUAGUCCUGUACCGUCCCAAGCGUUUACAAAACAAGUUUGAAGACUCAUUUGUUGUGUACAAGAGUGGCGUCUCGCUUAAAGGCUUCAUCAAAGAAAACUACCAUGGUCUGGUUGGUAUCCGUCAGAAGGACAAUAUGAAUGACUUCAGCAAUCCCCUUGUGGUUGCCUACUAUGAUGUGGACUAUGUCAAGAACCCCAAGGGUACCAACUACUGGAGGAACCGCGUGCUCAAAGUGGCCAAAGAGAUGAAGGACGUUAACUUCGCGGUCAGUGACAAGGAUGACUUCACCCACGAGCUGAACGACUUCGGCAUCGACUUCGCCAAAGGCGACAAACCCGUGGUAGGAGGCAAGGAUGCUGAUGGGAACAAGUUCGUUAUGUCUUCCGAAUUCAGCAUUGAAAACCUUUUGGCCUUCGCCAAGGAUCUCUUGGACGGUAAAUUGGAGCCGUUCAUCAAGUCCGAGCCAGUCCCUGAGAAUAACGAUGGACCGGUCAAGGUAGCUGUUGGCAAGAACUUCAAGGAGUUAGUCACAGACAGCGGAAGGGACGCUCUAGUCGAAUUCUACGCCCCCUGGUGCGGCCAUUGCCAAAAACUGGCACCUGUUUGGGAAGAACUUGGUGAAAAGCUCAAAGACGAAGAGGUUGAUAUAGUGAAGAUCGACGCUACAGCCAACGACUGGCCCAAGUCGCUGUACGACGUCUCCGGUUUCCCGACCAUCUUCUGGAAACCGAAGGAUAACAGCAAGAAGCCUGUCAGAUAUAACGGUGGGCGAGCCCUCGAGGACUUCGUGAAGUACGUGUCCGACAAUGCUUCCAACGAGCUGAAAGGCUUCGACAGGAAAGGGAACGCCAAGAAAGACGAGUUGUAGACUUAUUAGAUCAAACUUUCCAGAUCUGUGUGUGAGUGGGCGAAUGUGUAGUGUGCAACCGAUAUUCACUUAUCUUACUAUAUAGUUGGGAACACGUACCACAAGUUUGGAUCUUCAAACUACAUACGCAGCGUUUUCAGUUCUUAGCCUACUUCAUACUUCAACUUGCACGAGUCCAUCAUAUGCGAAAAUGAUUACUGAAAACUGAAAACGCCCAAUAUGUACUGGGACAAUGCAAACUUUGGUGAGAGUACUAGAGGACAUAUCCACAAAGCUCUUAUGCAUAAUAAGAACUACUACUUUGUAUAGAGAAUGGUGUAACUUUGUUUGAGGUUUUGUCGAUGAAUGUGGGAAGGGUGAAUGAAAAAGGAUUUAUAUGUGAGACAACUAGUAUACCUUCAUAGAUAAAACCCUCACAGUGAUCGAAAUACAGUAACAUUAAUGCAUUUCUUAUCUGUCAGUGAAAUAAAUAUAAUUAAGAAAUAUUUAUACAA
This is a messenger RNA of Danaus plexippus (monarch butterfly), 2053 nucleotides long. It is a transcript of the gene ERp57, whose product is annotated as protein disulfide-isomerase A3. Gene Ontology annotation, biological process: protein folding; response to endoplasmic reticulum stress. Lineage: Eukaryota; Metazoa; Arthropoda; Insecta; Lepidoptera; Nymphalidae. The record is from RefSeq and is a predicted model, not a curated record. Gene Ontology annotation, molecular function: protein disulfide isomerase activity. Bases 96 to 1559 code for a protein of 487 amino acids. The transcript is spliced from 9 exons. Gene Ontology annotation, cellular component: endoplasmic reticulum.